AUGAAUCACUCGGAAAUCGAGCUAUGCAAUCUUCUCGGCCAACUGAAUCUGGCGACGGAAAGCUAUCCCGCCCAACCAGAGGCCAUUCUCAUUGAUGACAUCAGCUGCGAUUCCGAUGCAUCAUCCGAUACCGGUUUCAAGACCCCCGAGCCGAAACACCACGGGUGCGCCUACCUCCAAGCGCUCCAAGCACAGCUCGACAACUACCCCACCACCGGCGGCGAGUAUCUAGAAGCCAUCUUCACACAUCGCGAGAUCCUCUCUGCGUACCCUGUAGCACACCAGUUUUGUGCACAGGGGUUCAGCGACAUUGCGUAUGCUUUGGAACAAAGGGCGUGGAGGGCUGAUCGUGAAGCAGACACGGAGGCUGUGGUGGCCUUUCGCCAUGAGGCAUGGAUGAUUGCAUCGACGCUCAUAUACCGGCCUCCCUCUCCUCCUGUAGCUGAUACUAUCAAGGAGUUUACGUAUGUGGACAAUACUCGUUCUAAGCCUUUGAUCAAGUGUAUGAUGCCUCUAUUUUAGAGUCCAUUGUUCGCAAAGCCCUUAGAAUAACACUAGUGUCAUCAUAAUCUAGCGUGCCGUGUUACAUUUAGUUUUUCAAUAAAUAUUGACGGAAUUUUCUAUAUAUA
Desarmillaria tabescens is the source of this 629-nucleotide messenger RNA. RefSeq lists its product as uncharacterized. The record is from RefSeq and is a predicted model, not a curated record. NCBI's taxonomy places the organism in Eukaryota, Fungi, Basidiomycota, Agaricomycetes, Agaricales, Physalacriaceae. The coding region runs from base 1 to 522 and encodes 173 amino acids. The transcript is spliced from 4 exons.